Serendipita indica DSM 11827 is the source of this 795-nucleotide messenger RNA. The record is from the annotation of a GenBank genome assembly. Lineage: Eukaryota; Fungi; Basidiomycota; Agaricomycetes; Sebacinales; Serendipitaceae.
AUGAGCCAGUAUCACUCUGCACAAUACAUGGUCCCUGUCAUGGGACAGCCCACUGGAGGGCAGCCAGUGUACCUCGCAGCCCAUCCAAGCCCAUCGGGUGGUAACAUUAUUACCCUCCCUGGCGGAAGUCCCCAGCACAUGGUCCAAGCCCUUCCGCCAUCGCCUGGUGGCUACGUCGUACAAACGAAUCAGGUCGGCCAGCCGGUACAAUACUUUGUCAACAAUACACCUAUAAUUCCGAUGAAUGCACUCCCCCAAGUUGCUUACGCCCAGCCGCAGUUGCAACCCCAAGUCCACUUCGCAUUGGCUGCCAACGUCACUCCAUUGACGCUCUGGGAUGUAUACAACCAUCCGAGCAGCGUACGCGCCGCCAACGCGUCAUACCCUAUCUACACGAAUAACAGCGCCGUUGAUCCUCCUGUUUCCUCCAUGCGGUUGGUAUGCAAAGACAUGCCGUGGAUGAUUACUAUCAAGAAAAAGGACGGCGCCUUUGUCACCAUUGGCGACGUCUUUGAUGCUAUCUAUACGCAACUCCAGGAAAGCAUCAUCCACAGCGAAUGGCGCCUCAUGGGACCCAGUACCCAGAAAAAGGUGACAGCUAGGUUCCAGGCGAGGAUGGAGCAGAUGAAAUCGCAAGGAAAAGGGGACGAGACUAGAGGGAUUAGGAGGGUCGAUUAUUUGCUCGGCAAGACAGCUUUCAUCGGCUUAAAGCAGGACCCAAAGGCCAUCAAUGACCUGGUCGGUGAUAUCGACAUUCACAAUGCUUGGCUCCUCAUCGUCAGUGAGCGACACUGA